Messenger RNA from Anopheles funestus (African malaria mosquito), 5365 nucleotides. It is a transcript of the gene jar, whose product is annotated as myosin heavy chain 95F. Bases 116 to 3892 code for a protein of 1258 amino acids. Gene Ontology annotation, molecular function: microfilament motor activity; ATP binding; actin filament binding. The record is from RefSeq and is a predicted model, not a curated record. Gene Ontology annotation, biological process: actin filament organization; endocytosis; vesicle transport along actin filament. NCBI's taxonomy places the organism in Eukaryota, Metazoa, Arthropoda, Insecta, Diptera, Culicidae. The transcript is spliced from 13 exons. Gene Ontology annotation, cellular component: endocytic vesicle; cytoplasm; actin cytoskeleton.
GCUCGGACGGUUGCCACUGUCGACACAUAGCGUACCACAAACACCCUGACCGGAGGCCACUGCAACGCGGCCUGCCAAAAAAUAUUGAAGAAAACAAAAAACUUCACCCGGCACAAUGAUGCUGGACUCACAGCUGGUGUGGGCACGCGACAUACAGGAUGGCUACAUCCAGGGACGUAUCGUCGAGAUCGGUGGGACCGAGUAUGAGGUGCAGCCGGUUGACAGCAAGCUGCCGAAGCGUAGCUGCAUCCCGGAGGACAUUUUUCCCUCCUGCGAACGACCAUCCGAUAAUGACGAUAACUGCGAGCUGAUGUUUCUAAACGAGGCGACGCUGCUGGACAAUAUACGGAACCGCUACUACAAGGACAAAAUUUAUACCUAUGUAGCGAACAUCCUGAUCGCUGUCAACCCAUACAAGGAAAUACCGGACCUUUAUUCGAAGACAACACUGAAACGGUACAGCGGUAAAUCGAUCGGUGAACUACCGCCGCACGUGUACGCAAUCGCCGAUAAGGCAAUACGCGAUAUGCGCGUGCUCAAGAUGUCCCAGUCGAUUAUCGUGUCGGGCGAAUCGGGUGCGGGCAAGACGGAAAGCACCAAAUAUCUGCUGAAGUUUCUGUGCGAUUCCGUUGCGGCAGCCGGUCCGAUCGAGCAAAAGAUACUGGACGCGAACCCAAUACUGGAAGCGUUCGGCAAUGCGAAAACGACACGCAACAACAACAGUUCGCGGUUUGGUAAAUUUAUCGAGGUGCACUACGACAAACGGUGCCAGGUGGUCGGUGGUCACAUAUCGCACUAUCUGCUGGAGAAGAGCCGUAUCUGCACGCAGAGCCCGGACGAGCGUAACUAUCAUGUGUUUUAUCUGCUGUGCGCUGGCGCACCGCCGGCACUGCGCGAAAAGCUAGCACUAACGAAACCGGACGACUAUCGGUAUCUGUGCGGAUGUACGCAGUACUUUACGCACCCGGACACGGAAGCGCGCAUAACGGCCGCGUACAAGUCGCGUGUGCACAUCACGAAAGGACCGCUGAAGGAUCCGAUACUGGACGAUUACGAAGACUUCCGCCAGCUGGAUGAGGCGCUCGGUCGGCUGGGGCUGGGUGAGAUGGAACGGACGCAAAUCUACUCGCUAGUGGCGGCGGUACUCCAUCUCGGCAACAUUCGGUUCGAGGAAAACCCGGAAGAUUCGAACGGUGGCUGCCGGAUAACGCAGGACUCGCAGGCAUCGCUCAACGUAACGGCACGCCUGAUCGGGGUCGAUCCGUCCGAACUGCGCCAGGCGCUAAUGUCGCGCGUUAUGAAGAGCAAGGGCGGUGGUAUCAAGGGUACGGUCAUCAUGGUGAUGCUGAAGGUGUACGAAGCGAACAAUGCGCGCGAUGCGCUUGCGAAAGCACUCUACUCGAAGCUGUUCGAUCACAUCGUGGCGCUUAUCAACCAGAACAUUCCAUUCAAGGCCGCUAGCUACUAUAUCGGUGUGCUCGAUAUCGCCGGUUUCGAAUAUUUCACGGUUAACUCGUUCGAGCAGUUCUGCAUCAACUACUGCAAUGAAAAGUUGCAAAAGUUUUUCGACGAUAACAUACUGGCAGCGGAACAGGUGCUUUACGCACGGGAAGGUUUGAAUGUGCCGGAAAUUAAAUACACAGACAAUCAGGACAUUAUCGAGCUGAUCGAAUCAAAAUCGAACGGUAUCUUCACGCUGCUGGAUGAGGAAUCGAAGCUGCCGAGACCGUCGUACGCACACUUUACGAACGAGGUACAUUCGGCCUGGACCGGCCACUAUCGGCUGUCGUUCCCGAGAGCUUCCCGGCUCAAGGCGCACCGUUCUUUGCGCGACGAUGAAGGUUUUCUGGUUCGCCAUUUUGCCGGCGCUGUGUGCUACAAUACGAACCAAUUCAUCGAGAAGAACAACGAUGCGCUUCAUGCGUCCCUGGAGGGAUUGGUGCAGGAGUCGGAAAAUGCAUUGCUCAAUGCACUGUUCAGUGGCAGCAGUACCGGCAAGCUGCCGAUAAACGUUGGCAAACUAUCCUUCAUCUCGGUCGGUUCGAAGUUUCGGUCGCAGCUGAGCGAACUGUUGGAAAAGCUGCGUAACAACGGUACCAACUUUAUACGCUGCAUCAAACCGAACAGCCGCAUGAUCGACCAUGAGUUUGAGGGUAGUUUGGCGCUGGCCCAGCUAAAGUACUCCGGCACCAACUCGGUGCUGGAGCUGAUGGAGUAUGGCUAUCCGUCGCGCGUACCGUUCAACGAGCUGUACAACAUGUACAAGAGCUAUCUGCCGCCGGAGCUUGCCCGACUGCCACCGCGCACCUUCUGCGAGGCGAUGCUGAUGUCGCUGAAGCUGAACUCGAACGAGUUCAAGUUCGGUAUCACGAAGGUUUUCUUCCGGCCGGGCAAGUUCGUCGAGUUCGAUCGGAUCAUGCGCUCGGAUCCGGAAAAUUUGAAAGCGAUCGUUGCAAAGGUGAAGAAGUGGUUAAUCCGGUCGCGCUGGAUCAAAUCAGCUUUCGCUGCAAUUUGCGUCAUCAAACUGAAGAAUCGCAUCAUCUUCCGUCACAAAUCGGUCGUGCAGCUGCAGAAGUGUAUUCGUGGCUAUCUGGUGCGCAAGCAGCAUCAGCCACGGUACCGUGGCAUCGCUAAGAUUAGGGCGGUGGAGAACAAUCUGCAAAAGAUGCACGCGAUUGCCGAACAGCUGAAGACGGACCGGGAAAAGAUGCAGGCAAACAUACGGGACGUGCAGGCAAUGCUGACGGUUGCGAUCGCCGCGAUACGGAACAAUCCGAAGAUUGGUGCCGGUGCGAUUGAUCGCCAGUAUGCUGAGAUUAUGCACAGCAUCGAUACCAACAUGAAGCUGAUCAAUGCGCGCCUCCAGGAGCAGCGGAAUGCUGAAGAGCAGGAGCGGCUGAACAAGAUCAAGCUCGCACUAGAGGCAGAGCGCCGUGCCAAGGAGGAAGAAUUGCGUCGCCUCAAAGAAGAAGAGGAAAACCGAAAGAAGAAAACGGAAAUCGAGGCACGCCGCAAGGAGGAAGAAGCGAAACGGCUCCGCCAGGAAGGCGAAGAUCGGAAGGCUGCCCUUGCCCUACAGGCACAACUGGAAAAGGAAGCGCAGGAGGAUAUACAGUAUCGGCAGCAGCUGGAACAGGAGCGUCGCGAUCACGAGCUUGCCCUCCGUUUGGCGCAGGAAUCGAACGGCCAGGUCGAGGAUAGUCCGCCCGCGUUGAGAAACGGUACGCCAGAAGUCACGCCAUUGGGCAACGCAAACCGAUUGAUAAGAUCGGAAGCAAUCCGUGCACAACAGCAGCUGGUUGAGAAGCAAAAGCACGAUCUAUCGAAGUGGAAGUACUCGGAGCUGCGGGAUGCGAUCAACACUAGCUGUGACAUCGAGCUGCUCGAGGCAUGCCGUCAUGAGUUCCACCGUCGGCUGAAGGUGUACCACGCCUGGAAGGCAAAGAAUCGCAAGCGCACGACGAUGGAUGAGAACGAACGUGCACCGCGCAGUGUCAUGGAGGCUGCGGCACGCUCCGGUCCACCAAGGUUGACGCCGAAGCAGGAGAUCGUACCGACCGGUAGCGUCCAUCGUUACUUCCGUAUACCGUUCGUACGGCCGAACAAUGGCGGUCCGGAAGUAGCCACGGCUGUCAAUGCAGAUGACAGCAAGCGGAGUUGGUGGUUUGCCCACUUCGAUGGUCAGUACGUUGCCCGCCAGAUGGAGCUACACACGGACAAGCCGCCGAUACUGCUCGUAGCCGGCAAGGACGAUAUGCAGAUGUGCGAGCUCAGCCUGGAGGAGACGGCCCUGACCCGGAAGCGGGGUGCCGAAAUUCUGGAGCACGAGUUUAAUCGCGAAUGGGAGCAACACGGCGGUAAACCGUACAGCCGAUUGAGCCCGAGAAAGUAGUACGUCGAGCGAUGUCUGGUUGCUGUGUUCCGUACGCGCACUCCGGUCAACUUCGGCGGCGGUGUCGUUUUUAGCUAAAUUAAUGUCCAACUGCUGGACGAACACACUUUCCCCCUGUUUUUGGUCGGAUACAGCCAGAUGACGGAUGAUUCGACGCUACCUUCACUAGGACUUGACGUAUCCUUUAAUCAGUAUCCUUUAUUCCUUGAUUCCAUUCCAACAGUAUUUCACAUACGUUUACUACGCGAAUGGAGUAUUAUUAAUAUUAUAAUGAUUAUUAUUAUUACCAGUAGUGGUACUUCCGGGGUAAAGCGCGUACCGGAACCUUCUUCCAGCCUCUCCGGCGAGAGGUUUUCACUACCUUCAAAAGGCUAGCCUAAUAAUCAGUAAACCAUUUUCAAUUGACUAUUUAAACCACAUCUUCGUUUGCUUGUAUCGCGCGAUUGCGCCGCCAUCUUACAUCACGGUGCUCUAGCGGCAUGUUGUCACGUCAACAUAUAUCUUUCCACUACCGAUUGCAUUUCUUCUCAUUCCAACUUCUUAACAACGCCAAACUAUUAACGGUGCUACUAAAAAGCCUAUCUCCCGAAAACGUUUUAUGCACCACAUUACCUAUGGGGAAAGUGCCAUACGAGAAAGCCGAAGAAAAGUGGUACAGUUUAUGGAAUUUGUAGAAGAGCAGCAAUGUUUUUGUUUUCUAAAUUUCCAACGUCUAGCUACUUUUUCGCUUGCUUUAGUCACCUUCCCUGUACGGUGCAUGUUUGCGGUGUCUUGGUUAGGUGCCUUUUUUAUCAGUAAACGAAACGAUAAUUAAUAUAUAUAUGUAUGUACUAGAUAUUUGGCGGCCCGGUGGUGGAGAUGGUAGCCGCGCCGGACUCUACACGGCCAGGACCCAGGUAUCAAAUCCCAUCCGGACCGGGGGCCCCCACCCCGUACGCAGGACUUGACUACCCUGCUACGAGUAAAUAAAGUCUAGGAAAAGCCAAUAAAUGGCAGGCCCAAGACCUUUUGAGGUUGUAGUGCCACAAAAAGAAUGUACUAGAUAUGUUAAAAAUUGAUGAUUGAGUGCGGAAAUGGAACCGAACCUCCCUUGCACACACACACACAAACUUGUGGCACGGGGAAGGAAAGCGUUGGUACAAGAAGCGUUAGAUGUGCGUAUCCUGUGUGUUUGUGCGUUUGUGAGGAUAAUCAAAAAAAAUAGGAGAAAAACAAAACUUUAAAACAAGAGAAUUUAAACAACGCAAAAGAAAAGAAACAAAUAACGUCUCGAGACUGUUUUUUACUGCUGCUGAUCAUACCUUUAUUAUAUUAUUAAUAAUCUAUAUCGAUUUACCUGGCGGAAUCAUGAUGCAGAACCAGAAUUUAAUAGGAGAAUUUAUUUUGAAUGCUAUAUAUAUAAAAGUGAAAAUUAACCGAAGGCUAAUAACUAUGAAUAAAUGUAAACCGAUGGGUGAUUUCAAAAACCGGUUA